GCUCUGGAAAAUAGGGGUAAUAGUACAUGCUUCAAUAAAGUUGUAGUAAGGAGUAGGGAUAUGAUUUAUAAGGUGUCUGGCACAUAGAAAUUGCUCAAUAAAAUGGCAAAUGCCAUCAAAUACUUUUUGUAAUAAUAAUAACAAUAACAGCUUAGUCCUGUCAAACCUGGGCUUUACCAACCCAAUCACACUCAGCAAUUGCCAUUCAGCCUCCAACUGACAAGUUCAGUUCCAACAGCCAACCCAAGGCUGUUUGAGACCCUGCAAAUGGAUAAGGUCUGCAGUUCAUUUUCCUACCCCUAGCCUGGAAUGCCAUGUGCCCCAACCGAGCCUUGAGCCCAACAAAUGGCAAUCUGUCUCUGACCCCAGUCAUUCUUGUUCUUGGCUUUUGCACAAAUUUCUUGGCUUACACUCUACUUCCCUUUCCAGGACAAACUUUCUCCCGAGACCCACCCAUUUUGUUAGGGCUCAAACAUUCUCUUAGUUAUUUCUAGCCUCUCCUCGCUAUGCCAGUAACCAUAGCCGAUCCAGCAAUAUUGACCAACCCAAACCACAGCUACAAUUCUAACACCCACACUGCCUAGAUACUCCCAUGUAGCCCCCAUCGGUAAUCAGACCAAAUGCUGGCCAGCCUGGCCUUAUUUGAGCUGGAAUUUCCCUCUGGAGAGUAGGAUAUUGACUGCUGAAUGAAGCAUGCUGUGAGCUGGAUUAGACUUGAGGAAACAGCAUAGAGAUUAUUUGGAGAGAGAAGGAGGGAUAGGAUAUGUGGCAGGAUAUGUGAUGAAUCAGAGCCCCAUGCAUACUUUAUCUGCUUUCUCCCCAGCCCCCAUCUACUGCAAAGGUUCCAGAUGAUGACAAUAUCUAUGGCAAAGUCUUCCAAACACACGCAUGGCCUUGAAAAUAGGAUGCUGGACUCCUCGGUGGCAGAUGAAAUGACUGGACUGACCUUGAAACUCUGGGAGAAGAAACUGGAGCAAGAGCCUAAGCGUGUGGAAGGGGAUUCUGAGGACCCCCACCUGAGGCCAGGAAAUGAGGGCAGGCCGGACUGGAGUGCUCUGAGCAGGAAGAAAGAGUUUCCACAGAGCACCUUCCAGCACCUCCUGGAGGAGGUCUCCCAGGCCCAGGGGAACGGGUGUCAACAGAGGAGGAGCCCCCCCCACCACGGGCCUCUACCUGCGUCUCCCUGCCCCCACCAGGCCUGGAGCCACCAGGGAUUAUCCAACACUCUGUCCCCCAGCCUCUUGCCACCAUCACUAAACAGCUACCUCAGCAGCCACUCACCUCAUAGAUUCCCCUCUCCAGGUCUUCCCCACUCAAAGGUCAGGAAGUAUUAAGGAAGGUCUUCUGCCUCACUCAUUGAUUUCUAGGAAUUCCUUACCUAUUCUAACAUGGGCCUUUUUCAAUACGCAAAUUGCAAGUGUUAAGUCCUUUGGUGACCUGCUUUUCAGUCUCUUUGCGGUGUCUUUGGAUGAACACACGUCCUUAAUUUUAAUCAUUUUGUUUUUCAGGCUUUCCCCCCACCCCAAAAAAUUAGAAUUUUAAGUUUGUUAUAAGUUUAAUGUAUCAGAUUUCUAAGAAUUAUUUAAACACUUGGAAAGGUCUAUUGGUCAAAAGAUUUUUAAGGCUAAAGACCUAACCUGAAGUACAUUAAAUAUACAAAUGCAGUGUAAAGUAUUUGAAGAUAUUUGAUGAACAGAUCCAUAAAUAGAGCCAAAUAUUAGUCAAAGAGCCUUACAAGUGAUUGCAAAAAUGUGCUUGAUAUAUAAUAAAGUAAGAUUUGUAAGCUGAACUUCAAACCUUAAGGGUUUUGAAUCUGUAACUAUAAUAAAAUUAUUAACUUCAAAAGCUUAAACAAGCCUCUGCAUAGUCCUUUCUGCACUUAAAACAGCCCUUAAAGUGUGCUGAAAAAUUAACACUUAACACUUUCAUCAUCAGCCCUAAUUCCUUUGGUAGUUCCUCUUAUGACAUGAUUUACACACAUCUCAGAACUUCAGUUACUCCUCUGAACUGGAAUUUAUCUCUGUGUCUAUGGGUGCUUAUUCCAAAAAUUCACAUUGAUGCUUAUCAAUUUAACAUCUAAGAGGUACUUAGUAAUGUAAAAUCACUAAGAUUUCCUGAUGCAAGAAGUUCUAAAGUUGAGGUAAACUGUAAAAUAACUGAAAUUUUAAGAAGGCAGUCCAAAUUAAUCUGCUAAUUUAGAGCUUCUUUGUGGCCCAGAAACUAAGCUAUCCAUGUUGGCACUUUGCACAAUCAGCAUAAUGCAGUACCUUCUAGAAAAUAACCUGCCUCUAAUUCCCUGAAAUUGAAAUUUAGGGACCAUCAGCAGAAACUCCAGCUAGCACAACCUGACAAGAGGCUGCAGCAAUAAAACAUGACAUCUAUAGACAGUUUGAGAUAAUAUUUUCCCAAUUCUACAAUUAUUUUUAGCAUAGGAAAUAGUGCUAUUAGCUUUGAAUUAUUUUCUAGUAGUGGUA
Messenger RNA from Lynx canadensis (Canada lynx), 2474 nucleotides. RefSeq lists its product as uncharacterized. Bases 849 to 1334 code for a protein of 161 amino acids. Lineage: Eukaryota; Metazoa; Chordata; Mammalia; Carnivora; Felidae. The transcript has 2 exons. The record is from RefSeq and is a predicted model, not a curated record.